UUCUCCAGACAUUUUAUAUAUGAUAACUACUACUUCCCCGUCUGUGAUUUAAUCUACAAAUUCACCGAGUCCAUUCCUCCCAUAACCAGCUAAAUAGCUAAUUAAAAUCAUUUUCCGAUGGAGACUUUGUCGCCAAGAAGAGCAAGCAAAAUUAAUAGCUUUUGCAGCAGAAGCCAUAACAAGGGUACCAAAAACCCAUAUUCGACGCGUGGGUUAGACAAGUUCUCUGCACUACUAGCUGAGCUUGAAGAGAAAAAGCAAAAGAUUUAUUCACAGAGGGGUUCAGAAGAUAUAUCUCUUGUUCGUUUCGUCUAUAAAGAUACGGAUGACUUUGUUCCAAUCGUGGUAAAGGUGAAGAAAGAGAAAACCAAGAGUGUCGAUGAUAUCAAAGAGACGUCUGUACAGCAUGAAUCAAAAACCGUGGAUAAGUUUCUAGUAGAUCAAUCAAAAGGUAAAGGCAAGCUCUCAAGAUCCAUAUCAGAUGAUAGGAUUAUCACUAAAAAGAAGAGCUUUUCAUGGAAUGAGAUAAAGUUAAAUGAUUGGAGGCGACCCUCUUAUUACUUGCCGGCAGCUAUCAUCUUGAUUUUGUUGUUUCUAGUAUUUUUUGGGAGAUCAUUUGCAAUACUCUGCACUUCUAUUGGAUGGUACAUGGUACCUACAUUACAGGGAGAGAACUCUUCAAAUGAAAUAAGCCAAGAAAGGAAGAAAAAAUAUGUAAGAGGAAUGAGUGAGAUCAAGACGGUCAGUAAUGAAUUAUCUUCUCCUAAGAGUAGUAAUAACUGUGGGGCUGUCAAAGUUCAAUCUCCAAAGAGUGGUAAUAACUCUCGGGCUGUGAAAGAUCAAUCCCGAGGACUACGUGGUAAUCGAAAAAGCUGGUGAAGAUGAUGAUCUGAUCCUUUGUUUUUUUAUUUGUUUUGUUAAUUGAUAUAAAGUAAUACCUGUUGGGUUAGGUUGGAAAUUCAAUCUAAUGUUUGACAUGUCGAGAAAUGUAAAUUAUGAUUAGUAAAUAAUUAUUUGGGUUGAGUAAGGGUAGAGCAACAACCCUUGUCAUGUAAUCAACAAGUUACUUUGAAUGGCAUUGGCAUUGUGAUUUUUGUAAGAAAA
Pistacia vera is the source of this 1104-nucleotide messenger RNA. RefSeq lists its product as uncharacterized. NCBI's taxonomy places the organism in Eukaryota, Viridiplantae, Streptophyta, Magnoliopsida, Sapindales, Anacardiaceae. The transcript has a single exon. The coding region runs from base 118 to 879 and encodes 253 amino acids. The record is from RefSeq and is a predicted model, not a curated record.